Messenger RNA from Trematosphaeria pertusa, 2059 nucleotides. RefSeq lists its product as uncharacterized. The record is from RefSeq and is a predicted model, not a curated record. The coding region runs from base 1 to 1596 and encodes 531 amino acids. Lineage: Eukaryota; Fungi; Ascomycota; Dothideomycetes; Pleosporales; Trematosphaeriaceae. The transcript has 2 exons.
AUGCCGACUUCCUCUGGCGCUUCGGUGCAUUCUAAUGCCAUGGCCUCAAUUGGGAAUCAGAUCAGCUAUAGGAUGCUUCAGAUUGCGCAUUACGGCCAACCAACGAUUGAGAUCGAGCUUGACGAUAGCCGCCAUGGGACCCAGGGCAGCUAUGUCACUAGCUAUUCGACCAUGGACACGCUGGAAGGCACCGUGACUAUCUCAACACAGCACGACACGAGGUUCGAGGAUAUCGAAAUCGCGUUUACAGGUACCGCGCAAGUCUAUAUCGACAGACUCACGACUACGCCAUCGAUGUCAGGCCGGACCGAAGCAUCUCAUCGCUUCCUGACGCUCAAGCAACCCAUGGAUGCUUCCGAUCUCCCCACGCCACGCAUCUUGAGGGCGGGCCAGAAGUACACAUUCCCCUUCUUCUUCACCGUGCCAGCCCACCUCCUUCCGCGAGCAUGCCCGCACCGCGUCGCUUCAGACAACGUCCGCGACACUCAUCUCCUGCUACCACCGAGCCUUGGAGACGCAGAACUUUCUGGGUUCGGUGGCGCGUUACUUGACGAUAUGGCUCCAGAGAUGUCGAAGAUCAUAUAUGGAAUCAAGGCCCGGAUAACGCAGGUGCGGGAAUCAGACGGGUCGCUCUCUCUGCUGGCAGAGAGGACGAAGAAGGUCCGCGUCAAGCCCGCUUUUGAGGAGCAACCGCCGCUCAACAUCGACGCGAACGACGAAUACAGGGCACGGCAGGAGAAGACCGUUAGGAAGGGACUGUUCAAGGGCAAGCUUGGGACAUUGACGGCACAGACAGCCCAGCCGAAGGCACUCGUCAUCCCAGGAGCGCGAUCAACGGGCAACCACCCGAUCAACACGAGGGCAAAGGUACUCCUGCGAUUCGAUCCUUCGGAAGAACACAGCACGCCACCGCCGCUGGGCCAACUUAAGACGAGCCUCAAAGUAUCGACCUAUUAUGCUUCAUGUCCCAGGCACACCUUCCCAGCUCGAUCAUCACUUGGUUACGACUUGACCCAGGGCGUCUACUCCGAGAGCCUCUCCCUCUCCAACAUGUGCAUCGCCUCCGCACAGUGGGAGAAGCAUCCCGCAUCCGCCAACCCCGUGUGCUCCGACAUUCUCGCCCGCCGCGACUCCGGGAUCUCUGACUGCUCAAACGACGUCGCCGACACCUUCCACACAGGCAUUCCCCCCGCCUCCAAGCACUACAAGCACGGCUCCUUCUACACAGCCUCAGUCCUCGUCCCCAUCACGCUGCCCAACAACAAAAACUUCAUUCCAACCUUCCACUCCUGCCUCAUCUCCCGCGUCUACGGCCUCUCGCUGCACCUCUCGGCCCACGCACCGGGCGUCACAGAUCCCUCGCUGCACCUCAAAGUGCCCAUUCAGAUCUGCGCCGAGGGCAGCGAUACCGGGAAUGAGAACGCGCGGGCACGCAGCGCCGAGGCCGUGGUGCUGGAAGAGGCGGAGCGGCUGUUUACGCCCAGGAGCGUGGCGCCGCCGAGCGAUGAGGGGCACGACGCUGAUUUGCCGCCCGAGUACGCGGCAUUCGCUCCCACCGCUGGCAGACAUCAUGCUCGCGUUACGGUGGUGGGGUGAUCGAGAGAUUUUGUAGAGGUCAUGAUGUAUGGUCAUCUGGCUAGAUACCCGGAAAGCGUCUUGGUCCACGGUCUUCCGAGGCGCAGCCGCGAUAAGACUCGCGGAAAGAAUUGGUUCUCGGCUCUCAACGAUCGGAGCUGAUGUCGUAUACCUUUACGACGCUUUUAAGACCGGUUUUUUUUUUUUGGGUUUACUGUUUCGGUGGGCUUGCUUCGGGAUUGGGAGGUUCAGAAUGGUCUGUAUGUGUUUUCUGAUUCGGUGUAGUUACUUGAUACCCCCUAGCUGCUGAAGAUUGCAGCUGUUCACUUAGUACACACAUAAUAUUUUGUAUAGUAGUUUGAACGCGUACAUGACUGUUGUUUUUACGUGGCUAUCUGCUAGCUCUCCCGAUUAAUCUCCCCUGUUCAUUCGUAGACCUUUUCUUCUGCCGUUGACGAAAGCACGCUUUGGGAGGAUAGUGGAC